Molecule: messenger RNA, 1914 nt
Organism: Prunus armeniaca (apricot)
Lineage: Eukaryota; Viridiplantae; Streptophyta; Magnoliopsida; Rosales; Rosaceae
Source: the annotation of a GenBank genome assembly
AUGGGAACCAGAGAAAUUAAGUCACCUGAAGGAGGGCUAGUGACACCAGCUAGUUUAGAUGGAAAUCCUGACUCAAAUCACAGAAAGAAGCUUGGACUUUACUUCAUUGAAUCCGAUGACAGACGGACGGCUUUCGGACGGGGUUAUACUGGAGGAACUACACCAGUUAAUAUCCAUGGCAAACCUAUUGCUGAUCUUUCAAAAACGGGUGGUUGGAUUGCUGCCUUCUUCAUAUUCGGAAAUGAAAUGGCAGAGAGAAUGGCUUAUUUCGGUCUCUCAGUUAACAUGGUGGCCUUCAUGUUCUAUGUUAUGCAUAGGCCCUUCAGCAGUUCAUCAAAUGCGGUUAACAAUUUCCUUGGGAUAUCACAAGCUUCCUCUGUCCUUGGUGGGUUUCUGGCUGAUGCAUAUCUUGGCCGAUAUCGGACAAUAGCAAUCUUCACAACCAUCUACCUUGCGGGCUUGACAGGAAUAACCUUAUGUGCUACAAUGGACAUUUUGGCGCCAAAACAAGACCAUUGUGAUCAGCUGGCCCUCCUUUUGGGCGAGUGUGAGCCUGCAAAACCAUGGCAGAUGAUGUACCUAUACACUGUUCUCUACAUAACUGGAUUUGGAGCUGCUGGUAUAAGGCCAUGCGUUUCUUCAUUUGGGGCAGACCAGUUUGAUGAAAGAAGUAAAGAUUAUAAGUCUCACCUGGAUAGGUUUUUCAACUUCUUUUACCUUUCUGUCACCAUUGGGGCAAUUGUGGCCUUUACUGCGGUAGUCUAUAUCCAAAUCAAACUUGGUUGGGGAUUUGCCUUUGGGUCACUGGCAUUAGCUAUGGGCAUAUCAAACUUGGUAUUCUUUGUUGGUACCCCUCUAUACAGGCAUAGACUUCCAGGAGGCAGCCCUCUAACACGCGUUGCUCAAGUUUUGGUGGCUGCAUACAGGAAGAGGAACGCGCCUUUUUCUAGCAGUGAGUUGAUAGGCUUGUAUGAGGUUCCUGGAAAACAAUCUGCUAUAAAGGGCAGUGGAAAGAUAGCUCACACCAACGAUUUUAGAUGUUUGGACAAAGCAGCUCUGCAGUUGAAGGAGGAUGGUGUAGACCCAAGUCCUUGGAGGCUUUGCACUGUGACUCAAGUAGAGGAAGUGAAGAUCCUUUUGAAACUUAUUCCAAUACCAGCUUGCACAAUAAUGCUGAGUGCAGUCUUGACAGAGUAUCUGACUCUCUCAGUCCAGCAGGCAUACACUUUAAACACCCAUAUGGGUCAACUUAAACUCCCAGUAACAUGCAUGCCAGUGUUUCCUGGCCUCAGCAUAUUUCUUAUACUGUCCCUCUAUUACUCUACAUUUGUCCCGCUGUCUCGGCGCAUCACCGGCCACCCUCAUGGAGCUUCUCAGCUUCAGAGAGUGGGCAUAGGCUUGGCAGUCUCAAUCCUAUCUGUGGCAUGGGCUGCAAUUUUCGAAAGGUACCGAAGAAAUUAUGCAAUAGAGCAUGGAUAUGAGAGUAGUUUCUUAAGUGCAAUGUCAGACCUCAGUGCAUUCUGGUUGUUGAUCCAAUAUUGCCUCAUUGGCAUAGCUGAAGUGUUUUGCAUUGUGGGGUUGCUAGAAUUUCUAUAUGAAGAAGCCCCAGAUGCCAUGAAAAGUAUAGGCUCCGCUUACGCUGCUCUAGCCGGGGGUUUAGGUUGCUUCGCAGCCAGUAUAUUGAACAGCAUCAUCAAAUCUGUCACAGGAAGCUCAGAGAAGCCAUCUUGGCUGUCCCAGAACAUUAAUACUGGCAGAUUUGAUUAUUUUUACUGGCUGCUCACAGUUUUGAGUGUCAUCAAUUUCUGCGUUUUUCUAUAUUGCGCACAUAGGUACAAGUACAGGACAGAGCAGGGGGUUAAGAUGGAGAAGCAGAUUCUAGCCAACAUAAAAGAACAACCGCUCAGUGGAUAG